Messenger RNA from Pecten maximus, 1344 nucleotides. RefSeq names its product platelet glycoprotein V-like. The transcript has a single exon. Gene Ontology annotation, molecular function: protein binding. Bases 135 to 1334 code for a protein of 399 amino acids. Gene Ontology annotation, cellular component: extracellular matrix. NCBI's taxonomy places the organism in Eukaryota, Metazoa, Mollusca, Bivalvia, Pectinida, Pectinidae. The record is from RefSeq and is a predicted model, not a curated record.
UCUUCUUAAUUGUGGAUGCUAGUUUACCAGCAAUACCAUGUCCGGCACCACCACCUUGUGACUGUAAUUGGAAUAGCAUUAACUGUGAUUCCAGAAAUCUGUCUGCGGUUCCUCAGUUUAACCUCUCAGGAAGCAUGCCAUGGAGGGUCGAUCUAAGUUCGAACAAUAUCACCUUUAUUCCAAGUAAAGCAUUCGCUAACAUUACUGGCUUAUACAAUCUCAACAUUACAAACAAUCAGAUAGCGGACAUGGACGAUGAUGCUCUCUUUGGUGCUGAAAACACGCUUGAAUUUCUGUUCAUGAGAGACAAUGAAAUGAAGAAGAUUCCAACUGCCUUGGGUAUGAUGAGGAAAGUGAGUUCUCUCUCCAUUGACGGAAACCCUGUACAAGAUUUCCAAGUCAGCGUUUUUCGAAAUGUGUCCUCUACGCUCCAGGACCUAGAGUUCGGCUCUCCUGGAACGUCGUUUUGGCCGAAUUCAAUACGAUAUCUAGCGAACUUAACGAGGCUAUCCGUGAAAGAACUAAAUGUUGAUUAUCUACCCCUGUCUGCAUUCGCUGGCCUAGAGAAGUCUCUAGAAUUUUUGGAAUUUGAGAGAUGUUCUAUCCGAAGCCUGCCGUUGACACUGAGCUCACUAGAUGCCCUUGAUGUGCUGUCUCUCACCAGUAACCCUAAUCUGAAACUUUCCGGAAUCCCGAGAGAAGCUUUCAGUGGUAUUGAAUCUCUUGUCCAGAUUUAUAUCACAAAUCAAAGCUUCGAUACAGUUCCUGACAUCUUUCACGAUUCACUGACGAUUCGUGACAUCGACAUAACGGGAACACCUAUUACCCAUUUUGAUGCCUCUUUGAUUCCUGAUGAAAAUAGCUUACGAACUGUUAGUCUUUCGGAUACGCUAUUACGCGAGGUUCCGCCUGCCAUUGUAAAAAUGAAAAAUUUACAAACUCUUAUAAUUCGUAACAGUAGCAUUACCUCCGUGUCCUUAUCAGACUUUGAAGGUUUAACUAAGAUCAAAUCUAUUGGUAUAAUGAACGCUCCGCUGACUUCUUUCUCUGAUGACGCUUUAAAAGACACACACAAUCUGAAGUUCCUGUUCCUUAGUAACACAAACCUGACGACAGUACCAAGGGCUAUCAAGGGACUCUCAAGGCUCCGUUAUAUCGACCUGGAAGGCAACAAACUCAUUUGUACAUGUGCUAGAUUGGGAUGGAUGAAACAUUGUGGAGGUAGCGACCACUUUAUACUCACAGGUGACUGUGCUAAUUUGCAGAAUGUUAGUUUAAGUACUUACUUUAGAGAGCAGGUGCCGAAAUGUCCAGAGGAAGGCAUUAUUCUAUAGGUCUUUACUG